Messenger RNA from Cynoglossus semilaevis (tongue sole), 1985 nucleotides. RefSeq names its product solute carrier family 38 member 8a (gene slc38a8a). The coding region runs from base 348 to 1691 and encodes 447 amino acids. Gene Ontology annotation, cellular component: membrane. NCBI's taxonomy places the organism in Eukaryota, Metazoa, Chordata, Actinopteri, Pleuronectiformes, Cynoglossidae. The record is from RefSeq and is a predicted model, not a curated record. Gene Ontology annotation, biological process: amino acid transmembrane transport. Gene Ontology annotation, molecular function: L-amino acid transmembrane transporter activity. The transcript is spliced from 12 exons.
ACAGCGAUUCUUCCCCUCCCCCUCAUCCAGUGACCUGGAGAUUUGGACCCCUUUUAGGGGGAUUGAAGGUUUUUUGACUGGGGUCAUUGGAAAUCAAAUCAUGGUCUGCAGCCCCUUGAAGGUCACUUCUGAUUGGUACUCUGAGCCCCGCCUGCCCUCCUCCAUCCCCGCCCUGCUUCAGCUCUGACCGGCCCACAAUCCACCGCCUCAAACUUGUGUGAGGAGGAGGAGGAGGAGGAGGAGGAGGAAGAGGAAGAGGAAGAGGAUCACCUGCAGCAGGAGGAGAAUCAGUCGCAGCAGGAGGAGCACCAGUAUCGGUAUCGUUCUUCCUGUUGUUGUCGUGCAUCAUGGAGAAGUUGGCCAGAGAGAGCAUCAGUCUGCUGGCUUCAGUCUCGGCCAAACCCCCUCUAGACGUGGCCGUGGGCCCCCGGCUGGGCACCGUGGGGGCCAUCUUCAUCAUGCUGAAGUCAGCGCUGGGAGCCGGGCUCCUCAACUUCCCGUGGGCCUUCGAGAGAGCCGGUGGCAUCCACAGCGCCGUGUCCGUGGAGCUGGGCUCCCUGGUUUUCCUGAUCAGUGGUCUGAUCAUCCUGGGCUACUCCUCCUCCAUCAGCGGCCAGUGCACCUACCAGGCGGUGGUGAAGGAAGUGUGUGGGCCGGCCAUCGGUCAGCUGUGUGAGAUAUGCUAUGUCUUCAACCUCUUCAUGAUCUGCGUGGCGUUUCUGGUCAUCGUGGAAGACCAGCUGCAGAAAGUGUGUGGCUCGGUGUACGAGCUGGUCACCGGGUUACCAGAGUCCGAUCUUCCUCAUCACUUCUACACAGACCAGCCUUUGGUUCUGGUCCUCCUCUGUCUCCUCCUCAUCCUCCCUCUGUCCAUCCCCAAGGAGAUCAGCUUCCAGAAGUACAUCAGUGGUCUGGGGACACUGGCCGCCACCUACCUGACCGUAGCCAUCCUGGUGAAAUACCACACUAUGCCAAAGACCAUGGUCCACAUCACUCCUCUCUACAACAGUGGGAUCAGUACCGUGUCCUCCAUGUUCAGUGUCAUCCCAACCAUCUGCUUCGGUUUCCAGUGCCACGAGGCCUCUAUCGCCAUCUACAGCAGCAUGGAGAACCAGCGUCUGUCUCACUGGGUCUUUGUCUCCGUGGUCUCCAUGAUCUUCUGCCUCAUCAUUUACUCCCUCACAGGGGUUUAUGGGUACCUGACGUUUGGAAAAGAAGUGAAGCCCGACAUCCUGAUGUCGUACACGGGUGACGACGUCCUGAUGCUGAUCGCCCGACUGCUCUUCGGAAUCUCCAUCAUCACCAUCUACCCCAUCAUCGUGCUGCUGGGCAGGUCCGUCAUCCAGGAUCCGCUGCUGAGUUGGCGGCGGAAGCGUUACGGCGUGGUGACGUCGGCCUUCGAGUGUCGCAGCCGUUGCGUCCUGACCGUCCUGUGGAUCGCGGUCACGCUGCUCAUCGCCGUCUUCGUCCCAGAUAUCAGUAAAGUCAUCAGUGUCAUCGGGGGAAUCAGCGCUUUCUUCAUCUUCAUCUUUCCAGGACUGUGCCUGAUUUUUGCCAUGCAGUCGGAGCCCGUCUCCUGUAAAACCAGAGUCGUCCUGACGGUCUGGGGAGUCGUGACGUUGAUCUGCGGAGCCUUCAUCUUCGGUCAGAGCACCACCAUAGCCGUCAUGCAGCUGAUCAGAAAGACCUGAGUCCACGGACCAGAGGGAGAGAGAGAGAGAGAGAGAGACCGUUCUCGUCUGGAGUCAACGUCAGGUUGUAAAUGAACCGACGACCUUUCCGUCCUUGUUUGGCUCGAGUUUCUCUGACAGACUUUUUUUGAAAAGCUCAGUCUCAAAAGUUCCUGUCACUUUCUGUUCGGCGGCUCCAACAUUGCACCUGUAGCCGAAGGUGGAGAAAUUCAGAAACACAAGCUGUAGAUAUAUUCACACGUAUAUAUAUAUUUUGUAGAAACCUGCAUAUCUGUCAUUAAAGAGUCAAAAUGA